AGCUUCCAGCCGGAGCAAGUUAUCGAAACGCUCUCCAGGAACAUCACGGAGUUUCGUUUUGAUGACGAGAGCGGUAUCACCUUCAGAGCGUGGUUCUCACGCUACGAUGAGCUUUUUAAGAAAGAUGCUGCCCGUAUCCAUGAUGCAGCGAAGGUGCGUCUGCUGCUACGCAAGCUAGGUCCCAUGGAGCACGACAGGUAUUUAUCCUUUAUUCUACCUGCGCGCGCGAGUGAUUUUCAAUUUGAGGAAACGAUAUUAAAGCUCGAAACGUUAUUCGAUACGCGGGAAUCGUUGCUAAGUAAGCGUUUUAAGUGCCUACAAUUAUGUAAGAAAAGCAGUGAGGACCAUCUUACGUUUGCGUGCCGGCUCAACAAAGCGUGCGUAGAUUUUGAGCUUAACAAAAUGGGCGAGGAGCAACUAAAGUGUUUGCUUUUUGUGUGCGGUCUAAAAGACGAAACUGAUAAAGAUAUGAGAACUAGGAUGCUAGCACGCAUUGAGGAUAAGCCAGAUGUAACUUUACAAAAAUUAUCUGCCGAGGGCCAUAGGGUCAUAAACCUAAAACGAGACAGUGCGAUGAUUGAAUCGAAUGCUCAGGAUAGUAAUGUAUUUGCCGUGCAGUCUCGGGACAGCGGUUCCAACGCUCGCAACCAGUGCAACCUAGAAGGCCCAGGUACCUUUGUUUCAAGUGUGGUGAGCAACACUGGGUUAGCGAGUAUCCAUUUCGCUACAAUAAGUGCAGUGAUUGCAAACGUUUUGGUCACAAAGACGGUUAUUGCAACCCAGAGGAGAAUCAGUUUCAGAAUUUUAAGUGUAAAAAGGAUUCAGGAUAGAAUGGUCGGCAUGUUUCUAAAACUAACGUUAUCACAGUGUAUGUGGCGCACCGUCGUUUCGUGGAUGUUAAGCUUAACGACACUCCAGUCCGUCUCCAAUUGGACACAGCCUCUGAUAUAACUAUUAUAAAUCGAGAGACAUGGCAACAUAUUGGAAGUCGUAGUUUGGCACCAUCGUCAGUUCUAACGAAAAAUGCUUCAGGGUGACGGUUGGCAAUUGAUGGUGAAUUUGUGUGUACCGUGAACUUAGGUGAACAUACAGUGCAGGCGACAAUACGGGUUACAGAAAUUAACCUGAUGCUUCUUGGCGCAGAUUUGGUUGAUGUUUUGAAGCUAGGUUCAAUUCCAAUGGAUGCAUGUUCAAGCCAAUUAAUGAUUAAUAAGCAUAAACAUCCAGAAGGUAUGAUCGCCAAUGAGCAGAUAGAUGAUGAUUUAAAGUAUGUAGCAAACGAUUAUUUAAACGCAAUUCCGAUGGUUCAUGAGGAAAUUGCCGAUGCUACGCGUAGAGAUACAAUACUUAGCAGAUUAUACGAUUAUGUAAAGAAUGGCUGGCCGUUUGAAAUUCCAUUUAACAAAGAGCUUGAAAGUUUUUACAACGUUAAAGAUGGCUUAACUAUAGAAAAAGGGUGCAUAAUAUUUGGAGCGAGAGAAGUAAUACCAAAUGCACUACAGAAGCGAUGCCUUGACCAGCUGCAUAAGGGUCAUCCAGGCAUAAUUAAUAUGAAAGCAAAAGCACGUUGUUGCAUUUACUGGCCAUUAAUAGAAACAUACAUAGUUAAGGUGGUUAACAAUUGUAAUACAUGUCAGGUCGCAGUAAAAGCAUUAUCAAAAGACCAAAUCAUAAAUUGGCCAAAGUCACUUUUAAUUAAACCUAGUUAUGCGGAGAUUAAACCGAUCGAUGUUACACCGAGGUUGCAUGUAGGCGAAUUGAUAUAUAUGAAAUAUUUCAUGCAAAAUAAUUAUAUAUGGAUUUCCGGCAAAGUAACUAAACAUAUAGGAAAUGUUAGGUAUGAGAUCAAUACUGGUGAUAGCCGUAGGUAUAGACGGCGUAUAAAUCAACUACGAAAGUGUAAUCCGACCAAUGAUCAGGAAAAAUACUAAACUGCCAUUAGAUAUACAGUGGAGCGCCGUUUAUCCGGGCUUCUCGGGACUGGACCUCGACCGGAUAAGCGAAUAACACGGAUAAUGAGUCAAAUGAUAUAUUUUAUCAUCAAUUUCUGAUUAGUUCUUUAAAAAAUUCCUAUUUUUUGAUAAAAAUAACCCAGUUUUUAUUAACUUCAUGUUUUUCCCAUGAGAAUAUUUGAAAUUUGCCAUUAAUUAUAGUGUUUUUUGUUAUGAUAAUGUGCUCUUAUAACCGCUUUUUUAAAUACCCUCCUCAUAACGCAAUGUCACCUUUGUAUUGAACUGUCAUUUCUCAACAGCACGGAUAAACGGAAAGCCGGAUAAAAGGUACCCGGAUAAACGGCGCUCCACUGUACUAUCGCGGCAAAGUCAUACUAGCCCGCAGUGCAAAGCGAUCGAAAAAUACACUGGAUUUGACAUAUUUCACUCUAUCGUUCUCCUUUCCUCCUAUGGUUGAGGCUUCGAGCAGGGUAUCGAGCUACCCCUUCCUCAAGCCUCUUCGUUUCCCUUGGCCCAUAGCUGUGAAAUAUUUCGCUGCGUUGACGUUCGAAACAACCGUCAGCCGUAGCGCUGUCACUUUUCAACGAAGACUGUCUCUUUCUAACUUUAAAAUGUUUUCAAUGGCAGUUGCGGCUCUUGCAAAAAAAAACAUAAACAAAUUGUUCUAGAGUGCUCAGCUGUCCAGUUGCAAAUUUCCGCAGAUUUUGGUGUGAAAAUGGCCUCGAAACGGGACUUUGAUUGCGGUAGGGUGCAACACGCCAGUGCCCGCAACCGUAAGCGCCGUUUGCAGCAGUUGGAGUGGGAACGUUGGCUAGCAGAACAGCCGGAACCAUCCAAUGCCGCUAACCGAGCGAGUGCCCUGCAAGGGAAUGACGCUGGACCGGGCCCUUCACUUCAAGGAUAUGAAGCCGGAACGGAACCGAUGGAAGUGGCCGACAAUCCCCAACCGCAGAGUGACAGCGAUGACGACAGUGUGGUUGCUGAAAGCAUCGGUGGGGACAGUGUUCCCGACGACAGCGAUCCCGGCAUCGGCGCCAGAUAGUCCGUUCGGAUCAUUGUCCUAUGAGGACGGGUUGAGGCUGUGGGCACUGAAAACCGGCCAAACACACAGUGCCUUAAACCUCUUGCUGGGGCAUUUGAGGCAGCACGAUCCGGGCAGGAAAUUGCCACGGGAUGCACGGACGUUCCUGAACACGCCCGUGGCAAGAUCCACACAGUCCGCGAUUACCCCCCCUCUGGUGGAGAGAUAUGGUACCAGGGCAUAGAAACAUGCAUUCGGUCCUAUUUUCGUUUUCUUUCCAUUGCAGAUACACGCAGCCUGCCGUAGAGCGCUUUGAGAUAGACUUUUUUGUGGACGGUCUUCCGCUUUACAAAAGCAGUCGGACAAUAUUCUGGCCCAUCCUCAUGGGCAUCCACAACCUGCCUAAUGCCCCGGUGAUGACGGUUGCGAUUUUUUGCGGCGAGUCAAAACCGUUAUACGCCGAGGAAUAUUCAGGACAGUUUGUGGAUGAAAUGAACGAGCUGCAGCGUGUUGGGAUAUGGAUCGGCAAACGGCAUUACACUGUGCACCUGCGAAGUAUCAUAGCAGAUUCUCUGGCGCGUGCAUUCAUCAAAGGUGUUAAAUCGCACAACGCAUACAGCGCCUGUAUGAAGUGCACCAUCAUUACGGAAAGGGACGGCAAUCGCGUAUACUUUCCGUAUGGGGCGCCUUGCGAAUCGCGCUUACAUGGUCUGCAUGGUGCAGACAAAUAUCCGGACCAUAAGAUUCACAUGACACCCCUUGUAAGGCUCCACAAAUGUGACAUCAUAUGUGACAUUGUGGUUGCCGAGGCCAUGCACCUUUUUUACAAGGGUGUCAUGUGCAAAUUGUUGAUAUUGUGGACGGAAGGGUUCCGUGACCUGGGCUGUAAGAUGACGCGACGGCAGCAACGUGAAUUGUCGGCACACCUGCGUUCAUUGAAACUGCCCUCAGAUUUCCAACGGAAACUGCGCGAACUGCAAUACGUCAAACUUUGGAAAGCUUCUGAGUUUAAGAUGUUAUUGCUUGUCGCCGGUUUUGUGGUACUGAAGGGCAGAAUUAAUAAUGUGGCGUAUCACUUCAUGUUGCUGUUCGUCGCCGUUACCUUACUAUCCACCUCCUACCAUCGUGCGAAAUAGGAACUGGCCAAUACACUGUUGCAUCGUUUUGUGAAAGACUAUGGAACAGUUUAUAGUCCAGUGCUGUUAAACAGCAAUGUGCAUAAUUUGCUUCACGUAUACGAAGAUGUCCAUAGAUUUGGCGAGCUGCGCACCAUAUCUGCGGAAAAGUACGAAGCAAAGUUGCACGAUAUAAAGCAGCUGGUGCAUUCAGGGAGGAACAGCUUGGUUCAAGCGGCCAAUCGCCUGCAAGAACUGUGGCAAGUGGAAUAUGCCAGGCCAGGAUGCAGUUCGGCAGGUCGAGAAGAGCAAUCGGUGCGCCCGGUUGGUAGCGAUACAGUUGCUACUGUCCGGCAUGGUUUCAUGCUGCGGAACAAACUUCCGCGACCAAUGGUGCAUGACUAACUUGGGUGAUGUGGUCAUGUACGAAACGGCCUCAAAAUCUGGACCAAACGUGACCGUGCAUGGGUACACGUUUUCAAACCAAGUGUCCGCUUUUACCGAACCCUGCUCCUCAGCAGACCUAAACAUUUAUGCGGCCAUUAUGGACGAUUUGGACACCGUCACACUGCAGCAUUUUCCCAGCACGUUGCUGUGUAAGCUGGCUGCAGUGGAAACUGAAAAUCCGGGAGAGUAUGUGUUUGUUCCUUUGCCCCACACUUACCUGCAAUAAAACUAUUGAAACUGCAAACACAAAA
Anopheles gambiae (African malaria mosquito) is the source of this 4786-nucleotide messenger RNA. RefSeq lists its product as uncharacterized. Bases 3201 to 4109 code for a protein of 302 amino acids. The record is from RefSeq and is a predicted model, not a curated record. NCBI's taxonomy places the organism in Eukaryota, Metazoa, Arthropoda, Insecta, Diptera, Culicidae. The transcript is spliced from 5 exons.